This is a messenger RNA of Neltuma alba, 978 nucleotides long. RefSeq lists its product as uncharacterized. The coding region runs from base 1 to 978 and encodes 325 amino acids. The transcript is spliced from 9 exons. The record is from RefSeq and is a predicted model, not a curated record. Lineage: Eukaryota; Viridiplantae; Streptophyta; Magnoliopsida; Fabales; Fabaceae.
AUGGUGAGCAAACAAGGAAUAGCUGCAAAACAUAGGCCAAGCAUAAUAGAAAAGCCCAUUUUCCAGUUUCAAAUUCUUGAUCAAAGAGGCUUCACUUUCAGGAUGGAGGACAAUAGGCUCAAGCAAAGAAGGGUGUCAUUUUCUGAUCCACCAUCACAAAAAGAAGGGCUUGUUAGGCCAACUGUUGAGGAUGUGGCUGUGAAUAGAGAUGAGAAGCAUGGAACUGCAGUUGCAGCUGCAGCGUUAGCCAUUUACUCGCUGGAACAGGCAGAGUUGCUUAAUUUGCAGAAGACGAAAGAAGGCCAUGUAUAUUCAAGUGCUCAGACUAUGAGAAGAAAAGAAGAAAGCAAAUCUACGAAGCCAACUUUUGGAGAAAGUUGGAAGAAAAAGUCAUCUAGAGAGGAUCAUGAAGGCCAGUUUGCUGUCAGACUUUUAAGGGCUGGACAAUCUCCGAGCACUCCAAGCCCAACAGGCAUAGCAAGAUAUGAAAAGCAUAAGGAGAGUCACACUCCCUCACAACAAAACACUGUCAAUUCCAGAGCAGAAUCUUGGGAAAUGGCCAAGAUUCAAAAGCGAUAUGAGAAGAUAGAGUUUAAGAUUCGUCUAUGGGAGGGUGAGAAGAAGAUGCAGGCCAUUCUUCAAAAGGAUAGGACGAAGAACGAACUGGAGCAGAAAAGAGCAAUGGCAAUGCUGCAUUAUCAGAACAAGAUGGGAAUGAUAAACAGGAUAGCACAAAGAGCAAGAGCAAAGUUGGAAGACAAAAGAAGAAAGGAAGAGUCUGGGGUUAAAGAAAAAGCAAACGAGAUCAUAAAAACCGGCAGGCUCCCAUCCACCCGCAUGGUUAAGAGUCUGCGUCUGUGUCCAACUGAUAUUCCUGGCUGCAGGAUCCGCAACAGAGAUCAUGGUGCUAGUGUGGAAGGAUCCGCAACAGAGAUCAUGGUGCUAGUGUGGAAGGAUAAAGUCAUCAAUUACUCUUAA